Messenger RNA from Linderina pennispora, 1470 nucleotides. RefSeq lists its product as uncharacterized. The record is from RefSeq and is a predicted model, not a curated record. Gene Ontology annotation, biological process: amino acid transmembrane transport. Bases 1 to 1443 code for a protein of 480 amino acids. NCBI's taxonomy places the organism in Eukaryota, Fungi, Kickxellomycota, Kickxellomycetes, Kickxellales, Kickxellaceae. Gene Ontology annotation, cellular component: vacuolar membrane. The transcript has 3 exons. Gene Ontology annotation, molecular function: amino acid transmembrane transporter activity.
AUGACGGCGCGCGUGCAUGUGGUGCGGUCCAAGCGCACGGUGGCCGAGAUCCAGGACAAGGAGCGUGCGCAGCAGUGGAACCCGCCGCCCGGCUACAAGCGCAAGACCGACGAAUCGCAGUUCAGCAUUGCCAACGAGGCGUUGGAUGACUACGGGGCAUUCAAGGACAAGCACUAUGUUUUCCAUAUCAGUGACGAUGAUGCGGGGAAGGGUUCAUCGCUCAGCGCCUUUUUGAACAUCAUAUGUGUGGCCAUCGGCGUAGGAUCUCUGCAGCUCUCAUAUGCGCUCCGGCAGAGCGGUUGGGUUGGCCUCUUGUUUGUAUUCGUUGCUGGCACCGUUGCAUUCAUCACCUCCAUAAUUACUGUCCGGUGCAUGUAUCUGAAGGCGGGUGGCGGGAAAAUCAGCGGGUUCCACGAAAUCGGACUUGAGGCCUUUGGCAAGCCUGGCUAUUACAUCGUGUCUGCCUUCAACAUGCUCGGCAUUAUCGGCUCUGUCGGCAUCUAUGCCAUCCUCUCUGCCAACAACAUCUCCGAGAUGCUUGCACGAGUGAACGUCCACCUGGGCUCGCGCUUUCUGAUGCUCAUUACCACCGCUACUAUGUGCAUUCCAACGCUGCUUACGCGGACGCUGGGAGAGACGUUCCUGGUCAGCCUGAUCGGCACUGCCACCUCAAUCAUAGCCACGCUGAUAGUUAUUGUCAUGGCAAUAGUUUACCCGAUUCGCAAUGGCGAGAUGCAUAUCAGCAGUAGCGUCACGCACUCAAGUCCGAUCCACCAUUUUGCAGCCUUGCCUAGCGGCUUUGCUGUCUCGCUUUCCACCAUGUCAUUUGCAUACGUUGGAUCUACAAUUGUCCCCCACCUGGAGAGUGGCAUGCAGCACCCAGAGAAGUUUGGCAGAGUAUUUGGUUCUGCGCUUUUUGUCGUAACCUGCAUCUACAUGGUCAUGGCAUCGACCGGAUACAGCGCAUAUGGUGAUAGGACGCUGUCGCCAAUAACUCUAAAUUUCCCAAGAACAUGGCCGACGUUCCUCGCAGAUAUAUGCAUUACCAUUCAUGUGCUGUUUGCUGGCCCGCUGUUUCUGGUACAGAUGGCACUGGAAAUUGAGAGCGGCCUUGAUAUCGCCAGCAAGGGCAAGCGGGCCGAAGUCAUUUGGCGCCUGUGCGUUCGGAUUGGUGCUGCGUUGGUUAUCCUGGGCAUGGCAGAGGCUCUGCCUUUCUUUGAGGAUGUCAUUUCGCUUGUCAGCGCACUGACCAGCCCGGUUCUUGUCUACCUGACACCAAUUGCAGCAUAUAUCAAGCUGAAGGGCUGGCGUAAUAUCCGCAAGCGCUCUCUGCUGGGUCUGAUGCUGCUGCUGGCGUUUGGUAUUGUUGUCAGUGCAUUUGGGCUUGCUGAAACUAUCCGGGCCAUUGUCGGCGAUUUUAGAAAUGAGAAAUUAAGCACAUAGCACUGAUAUCCCGAAAUUCUGGUUUGU